This is a messenger RNA of Micropterus salmoides (largemouth bass), 2582 nucleotides long. RefSeq names its product docking protein 7b (gene dok7b). The coding region runs from base 83 to 2410 and encodes 775 amino acids. Gene Ontology annotation, biological process: neuromuscular junction development; positive regulation of protein tyrosine kinase activity. NCBI's taxonomy places the organism in Eukaryota, Metazoa, Chordata, Actinopteri, Centrarchiformes, Centrarchidae. The transcript has 13 exons. The record is from RefSeq and is a predicted model, not a curated record. Gene Ontology annotation, molecular function: protein kinase binding.
CAACACACACACACACACACACACACACACACACACACACACACACACACACACACACAGCUGUUCGGAACCAUGACAGAAGAUGACGGAUACAGUUGUCGCGGAGGGACAAGUCAAGUUUCGAGAUGGAAAAAAGUGGAAGACUCGGUGGGUCGUUCUUCGGAAGCCCUCUCCGGUCGCAGACUGCCUGUCUCUGCUGGUGUUUAAGGAGAGGAAGAAAGGGAAGGAGAAGGGCAACUGCCACAAGGAGAGACUCAGUGUGACACUGGAGGGGAUCUGUGGCGUGGAGCCAGGGCCCGGGUAUGACGGGGUAUGCUACACCCUCUCCAUCCUCUGUUUGGCACACACGCUGGUCCUGGGCUUCUCCAGCCGAGAUGCCUUGCUGGCCUGGGAUGCCCGCGUCCGCUACAGCCUGGGAGAAGUCCACAGAUUCAGUGUCAAUGUCGAACCAGGUACCAAACUGGAAAGUGGCCCCGCCUCCCUCCACCUGUGCAACAACCUGCUGGUCCUUACCAGAGGCGUCCCCCCUAUCGUCUUUGGCCACUGGAAGUUGUCGGCGUUGCGUCGAUAUGGUGCGGUGACAAAUGGCUUUGUGUUCGAAGGGGGGACUCGCUGUGGAUACUGGCUGUCUGUCUCUCUCCACAUCCAUAUUCCAGGGGCUGGUGUUUUCUUCUUGUCCUGUUCAGAAGGAGAGCAGAUCAGUUUCCUGUUUGACUGCUUUGUCAGGGGCAUCACCCCCAGCAGGGCGCCUCAUGGCCUGCGACCUGCCCUUCCAGCAGAUCCCAACGCUGACCCAGUGUUAGCAGAGGAACGGAUCAACCAGGAGGCAUCCGAGCUGGAGAAAAGACUCAGCAUGUUGUCUCACUGCAGCCUAGCGAGCAGCACAGCUUCCACCUACAGCUGCAGCACAUGUGUUGCUGGGGACGACCAAAGCAGCAUCUCCAGUUCCUCCUCCAGCCAAUCAGAUGCGAGCUAUGGAAGCAGACUUCCAUUUUGGGUGGAGCCGAUAGCUAGACCCCACCUCUCCAACGAGACAGUGUCAAACCCCUCUACUCUGAAGUCUUUGACCAGUUCAGAUGACCGGCUUUAUGCUGCUGUGAUGGGAAGCUCCGGGACAAGUCCAUCCUCCGCCCAGCUCCAUCCUCGUGGUCUCCAUGACAGCGGGCGGCAGAGCUCAUUAGACAGUGGGAUUGGGAUAGCGACAGGCAGUCAGUCAUCUUACUCAGGGAGCUUCUCCUCAUAUACGGGGAGUCUGGACACAACCAGCCAGGGAGGGGGGGAGGAGUUUGGUUCCUUGGCCAGCCUACCUGCUCCUCCUGCUCCUUCUUCAAUGCCUUCUCUUCCUCCCUCCACUCCUCCUUCUGCCUUUCAGUCCACAGUAAUCCCAGAGCACAGUUCUACUACCUCCUCCUCCCCUUGUGCCUGCAGGUCUAGCUCUUGUGCAUCUUGGAGGCACAGUGAGGAGUAUCAUAUCCCCAGUCUGCUCAGACUGCGGUAUGACACCCCCAGGAGUCUGCUCCAGACCCUGUCCCUGAGGGAGCCCUCUGCCCGAGAAGGCCCACCUGAGCUGGGCAGGGACAGCAGGAGUAGUGGAAUAGAUGGAGGGGAUAGUCAGAGACAAAGGUUCAGCAACAGCCCCACGGGACCCAGGGCUCAAUGUCGGGCCAUGAUGCAGCGCUCGCACUCCUGGGGCAGUGAGAAAGCGCCCUCUGUGGACAGGGAGGGGACUUCCACACCCACAGCCCUGCUGGUGCCUGGAGAAUUGCUCAGUGGAGGGACGCAGUGCAAUCAUGGUUUGGACAACUACAUUCGUCCAGAGCAGUGGUGGUGGACGAGGAACAGAAGCUUUGCUCAGGUUUUGCCAUCAGGCCCGCCAUCUGCUGCAGACGCACAAGAUCUUCCUCUUUGUGUGAGGGAGGAACAUGAUGACAUUGGGGAUGUUGGUGACACUGUGGCAGGUCUGAAGAGGUCGGUGCCCUCUCUCCCACCCUCUGCCCCUCCACCUCUGCCUGCAGCAUUGAGCAUGCAUAGGCCAACAUCAGACUGUGGUAUGUUCCUACCUACCCAUGAAGCUUCUCCGUUUGUGUCCCCGGACACUGGGCUCUAUAGUGACAGCAGUGUUACUUAUGUUAACAUCCCAAUUAGCCCCCUGCCAGCCAAAACUACCAGAGAGCUCCUCUACACAGAGCUGGACCUGCAGGAGCCCGGCUCAGCUUUAGUCUCCAAUCCAUACAGUGCUGUCAGAGGUAACACUUCGCAGCUCUGCAGACCCAAAGAGGGCUCCAUCAGGUACGCCCACCUCGACAUCACUGCCAUGGAAACAGCACAGAGAGUGGGGGCGGAGCAUGUUCAGGGCAGGGAGGACAGACUGACUCAGCUGGAGAGCAGGCGGCGAGGGCCACCAAACUGACUCUGCAACGCCCAAAUCGAUGACACUUAAAAGUUUUUUUCUGUUGUAUUGCUGUUUCUCUCUGAAUAAGCUAAAACGCUCAACUGCAGCUGAUCAUCAUACCAAUCACUGUUGUACUUAAACACACCCACAAUUGUGCCAGUGUACAGAAAUUCCCACCAACAAUCCAUUC